CGCUUGCUGUUGCGCCUCGGCUUCUUACCAUCCCAUCUUAUCCGGUUCAUCCUCACCGUGAAUCAGCGCUUUCCACGUGUUGAUACCGGAGAAUCUCCGAAACGGCGUCGUAAAGCUCUGGCUGGACGGAUCCAGCUCUAACCCUCUCCCUCUCUCCCUCGCCCUCGCCCUCGCCUGCUGGAAACGUAAUCCAGAGAGAGAGAAGCAUGAGCUUCUUCCGACGAGUGAAUGCGAGCGUUCCUCAAGCGUUUGGUUUUGCAAGAAGGCCAUUCAAUUCGCUGAAAAUCGCCGUCGACUCCCUCGAUUCCUCCGCCCCCCCUUCUCUCAUCCACGGGAUUCACCAAUUCCAUUGUCCAGAUGUGGUCGGCAUUGUCGCGAAGCUAUCGGAAUGUAUCGCUUCGAGAGGGGGAAACAUCCUGAACGCCGACAUCUUUGUUCCUCAAAAUAAGCAAGUCUUCUAUUCCAGAAGCGAAUUUGUAUUUGAUCCUGCUAAAUGGCCACGGGUAAAGAUGGAAGAAGACUUCCUGCAGUUGUCAAAGAUGUUCAACGCAAUAACAUCUGUUGUUCGUGUGCCUGCUUUGGAUCCCAAAUACAAGAUUGCAGUUCUCGCUUCAAAACAGGACCAUUGUCUGGUUGAUUUGUUGCAUGAAUGGCAGGAUGGACUACUUCCGGUGGAUAUAACUUGCAUAAUAAGCAACCAUAAUAGAGGUCCAAACACCCAUGUGAUUCGUUUUCUUGAAAGGCAUGGAAUCCCUUAUCAUCAUUUACACGCAACUAAUGGGAAUAAGAGAGAGCUAGAAAUCUUGGAACUGGUUCAAAAUACUGACUUUCUAGUACUUGCUAGAUACAUGCAGGUACUAUCUGGAGAUUUUUUGCAUAGUUAUGGAAAGGAUAUAAUUAACAUUCACCAUGGUCUUUUGCCAUCAUUCAAGGGCGGGAAUCCUUCUAAACAGGCCUUUGAUGCCGGAGUGAAAUUAAUUGGUGCAACUAGUCACUUCGUCACAGAAGAACUUGAUGCAGGGCCUAUUAUUGAACAAAUGGUUGAGAGAGUUUCACAUAGAGAUAAUUUGCGAAGCUUCAUACAAAAAUCACACAACCUUGAGAAACAGUGCCUUACGAAGGCAAUAAAAUCGUACUGUGAAUUGCGGGUGCUGCCUUACGAGGAAAACAAGACUGUUGUAUUCUGAGGGCCACUAGCUGAGAAAAUGCAGUUGAAAGAAAUUGGAUGGCACCUCGAAGGGAAUAAUCACGGCGUCAUGCACUAAGUAUUUUCUAUUUUCUGAAUGAAAUAGAUGAAUGAUGAGCAAAAUAAAGCAGUAAAAGAGAGAGAGUGACCUUUUCGUGUGUGGUGCAACAAAUCACCAGAACAGGGAGGAUGAGGAUCCUGCACCUCCAUUUCACCAUUAAAAGAAGCAGCCCUCUGAGCUUCUGUUGUUGCACCUUUGUCACAUGGACUUAUGGAGGAGGCAUUCUUCUUUCCUUCUCUGGAAAAUCUGGCUUUCAGAGCUGCUUCUCCUCGCAAAGCUUAUUCAAGAGGAGGAGGAAUUUUGACACCAUCAGUGGGCGACUGGCCAAAAGAACAUGUAUAAUGCAGUACAGAAGGGUAGCUAUAUUUACUUGAGCUGCAAAGAUCUUGUUGACUGCCUGUCUGUAUCUUUGAACUAGUCGUUAAAAGCAGUCAAGAAGAGUGAGUGGGGGGGGGUUAUCAGAGUUUAGUUCUGCUUUCUAUAAAUUAGUUCUGAUUCGUAUGUGUAUUUUAAUAAUAUGAGCCUAAAUCAGAGAAACGAAUGUCUAAUCUAAUAAAAAUAAAUAAACAAAGAUUAUAAGAAAUAAGAUAGUGAUUAUUGAAGAAGAUAAAAUAAUUUCUGAUUGAAUCAAUCAAUCAGAUCAGAUGCAGGAAGAUGAAGACGGGAAAGAACUGAUCGAAUCAGAAGAAUACCUGUUGCAGCCGCCGCCGUGAAAGUCACUAUCUCACUAGGGCUCCGAAUAUCAACCGCCGAUCUCACAACAACAGCCACACGAUCAUGAUCAACCCCCGCCGAUUCAGCCUUCUCGAUGCAAUGAGAUGCGAGGAGCUCCGUCGCCGACGCCAUAGCCGCCCCCAAUUUCGACCCCGAGCCUUUCGAGUUCUCCGCCGCAGUCACAGCAGCCAACGCCGCCGCUAGUCCCGCGACGGAGAGGGCGGCGUGCAUCCGCGCAUUUUCCGCUCGCGCUUUGUCUUUCUUCUUCGGCGCGCCAUUUUUGAAUUCCUUGUUCUGGAACCAGCGGCCGAUCGACCUCGUUCUCCGAGAGCUGAACGAUCCCGUGAUCUUCCCGGACUGCAACAAAGCACGGACAAAUCAGAGAAGGUAACAAGCAACCUUCUGAAAUUAUCUCUUCUUGACAUUUCUUAUUCUGAAUCAUAAUUGUUGCUAGAAAAACACCAAACAGCAGAGAAAUUAAAUUCACUUGGUUAUAGAAGUCGUAUUUCUAUCA
Molecule: messenger RNA, 2475 nt
Organism: Diospyros lotus (date-plum)
Lineage: Eukaryota; Viridiplantae; Streptophyta; Magnoliopsida; Ericales; Ebenaceae
Product: formyltetrahydrofolate deformylase 1, mitochondrial
Exons: 9
Coding region: 207-1187 (326 amino acids)
Biological process (GO): 'de novo' IMP biosynthetic process
Molecular function (GO): formyltetrahydrofolate deformylase activity
Source: RefSeq, a predicted model, not a curated record